This is a messenger RNA of Vollenhovia emeryi, 995 nucleotides long. RefSeq names its product nucleolar protein of 40 kDa-like. Gene Ontology annotation, biological process: RNA stabilization. Gene Ontology annotation, molecular function: RNA binding; zinc ion binding. The record is from RefSeq and is a predicted model, not a curated record. Bases 145 to 921 code for a protein of 258 amino acids. The transcript is spliced from 2 exons. NCBI's taxonomy places the organism in Eukaryota, Metazoa, Arthropoda, Insecta, Hymenoptera, Formicidae.
CAUAUUGAUUUAUUACGGCCCUGCAUUUGUUGACAGAAACCUAACCUAUAGCGCAAUUUUUCUCCCUAUCGAUCUUAACGCUUGUCGAAGCACACGAAGCAUCAGUCGCAUACGGAUGUUACUUGGAUGAGGGAUUGAGGCAAGAUGACGAGAUGCGAACUGAAUCAGAUAUUUCUAGGCGAGGUCGCGUCCGUGCAAAAUUACGGGGCCUUCGUUAGGAUACCAGGUAGCUCGCAGCAGGGCCUGAUACACCGGACGCAGGUAAGCACGGCUCAUGUCGACAAUGUUGCAGAGGUCUUGCAAAAGGGUGAGCGGGUCUGGUGUAAGGUGAUCUCUGUGGGUGAGGACGGUAAGGUAGGGCUGUCCAUGAAGCACGUGAAUCAGGGGGACGGCACGGACCUGGACCCCAACGGCGUGGAGCUGCAGAGAGACUUGCAGCGGAGAAAGAAUCCCGGGACGGCUCAACGCAAGGUCAUACAGCUGGAGGCUGUGCUGAACACCACGUGCGCCAAGUGCGGCACCCGGGGACACCUGUCCAAGGACUGCUUCAUGUCGCCCGACGGCAAGAAGUACGAGCUGCUCCCGGAGGUCGAGGAGGAGAGCGUUCCAGAGCCGGGCGGCGAGGACGUCGCGAGGAAGGUGGAGAAGAAGCACAAGUCGAAGAAGAAGAAGAGAAAGUCGAAGAGGAGCAAGCAGUCCGCGGACGACAGCGAUACGGAAGACAAGGAGAGGAGCAAGAAGAAGAAGAAGAAGUUUUCCAAAGAGCGCAAGAAGCACAGGAAGAAAUCCAACAGUGGCUCGAGCGACUCCUCGGGCAGCUCGUCGUCCGGCGACGCGAAGGCUCACAAGCGAAAACACUCGGACGAUCACGAGACUCGUACCAAGAAAUGCAAACACUCCAAAACCAAGCAUUCAGAUUAACCGACUUUCUUCAUAUAAAUUUUUUCUAAACUCUUUCUUUUCUUUUUUUAAUAUAAAAUUUUCAAUAUUGCAUC